Coccidioides immitis RS is the source of this 1518-nucleotide messenger RNA. RefSeq lists its product as uncharacterized. NCBI's taxonomy places the organism in Eukaryota, Fungi, Ascomycota, Eurotiomycetes, Onygenales, Onygenaceae. The transcript is spliced from 4 exons. The record is from RefSeq and is a predicted model, not a curated record. The coding region runs from base 25 to 1392 and encodes 455 amino acids. Gene Ontology annotation, molecular function: metal ion binding.
GUGUCCAGUCCAUCAACUAAAAAGAUGAAAUUCGCGCAUAGGUAUUCUCAUACCUUGGAAAGCGAGGGAUUUCCUCUGCACUGGGUGCGUUGUGCUAUUUCUUAUCGCCAACUCAAAAAAUGCAUCAAGCGAAUUCGUGAUGAACUCGCCGAGCUUGGUCUACCGCCGGAAAUUCUUAACCACCUUUGGCUUUCCGAAGACGUGAGGGAUAGUAUUGGUAAAUCGGACACGUCAAUUGUUGGGUUCUCCUACUCUUUCUUGAGUUGUCCUUCCGGCCUUGCUCCCAAAUUGACAUUUCUCAUUGAUCCCAACGAGUCGCACAUACCCGAAUCUUUGUCCGCCGAAACUCGCGAAUAUCUUCGUAUCCUCCUCGGCACCUCCGGUAAACAAGCCGCAUCAUCCACGAGUGAGACGUCUGUCAGCCUUGCCCAACAUGUUGUGGUGUCGUGUGGAUUGGCCAGCGGGGAAAUGGGUAAGUCCUUUGUUUCUGCCAGCGAAGCUUGCAAACCAAUUCAAGAAGUGGAGAUACCAUUACAUUCGGACUCCGAAUUUUUCCAAAUUCUCAAAGAAGAACUAUCCAUCCUCCAUGAUUUACAAGAACGAGAGCGAAAGGAAUUGGACAGUCAAGUGAAACAUUUACGUGACAGCCUCGUUGAGACGAUAAGUUCCCAUUUAAGUUGGUCAAGGCCUACUCUCUCCACCUGGCGCGAAAUAUUUCGGCUGUACAUAGAUUCUCAAGUAUUUUUCUCUACCGAUGAGCUCGAUUCAGGUGAAAGAACAUCCACGGUGGCCCACCAACAGUUGGUGAAAUUCCAAAGCUCUUUAUCAGAAAACAACCGGUAUAAAAAACUUGGAAAAAACGGUCGGGUUGUUCUUGAAUCGUUUUUAAAGAUUAAUUUCGUCCUCCUGCAAAGCUUGAAGUUUCAGGAGAUCAAUCGGAUAGCACUUCGGAAGAUCCUCAAGAAAUUUGACAAGCGAACAGCUCUUCGCGCUUAUCCAGCAAUUCCGCUAUUGGAGCCCCUCCUGGCUCGCAAUGUCGCAAAGAUUCUUUGUCAGACUAUCUCUCAGGAGCUUCUGAGUAUUGUCCCCCAGAUCACUGAUUACCUUUGUCCAAUAUGCUUGAGCAUAUCCUUCAAGCCUGUUAGACUGCGCUGUAACCAUGUUUUCUGUAUCCGCUGUCUUGUGAUCAUGCAACGAGCACAGCAGAACCAAUGUGCCUUAUGUCGCAGAGAAGUUGUCAUGGAAGCCACAAGUGACAAUCUGGACCAGGAGCUUCUUGCAUUUCUGAGUACUGUUUUCCCAAAAGAAACCAGGAUCAAACAAAAGGAAAAUGAAAGAGCUGCAAGGAUGGAUCUUUAUGGCAACACGUAUGAUGCCUGCACCGUCAUGUAACUCUUGUUGGCCUCUUUAUUUUGUACUCUUUUACUUUUUAUUUUUAUUUUUAUUUAUUUUUUUUUUUCCCCCAGACGGGCCAAAUAGCUGUCUGUAUCUAUUCAUAGCCAUGGAGCAUGAUUGAUU